Molecule: messenger RNA, 5820 nt
Organism: Tachysurus fulvidraco (yellow catfish)
Lineage: Eukaryota; Metazoa; Chordata; Actinopteri; Siluriformes; Bagridae
Product: A disintegrin and metalloproteinase with thrombospondin motifs 7
Exons: 24
Coding region: 345-5300 (1651 amino acids)
Biological process (GO): extracellular matrix organization; proteolysis
Cellular component (GO): extracellular matrix
Molecular function (GO): metalloendopeptidase activity
Source: RefSeq, a predicted model, not a curated record
AAGUUGCAGAUAAGGAUGGUUCAUAGUGGAUCUGGGAGGGUUUAAACUUGCUACUGGUUUGGAAAUUUUGCGGAUCAAGUCUGGCAACCUCUGCCCCAGUCCUUGAGCCAGGUCCUCCGUUGCUCUGGCCCCAGUGCUGGCUCGGGUUCCUCGGGAUGGCUCGCGCUGAUGAGUGCUGCAAAGUUUCGGUGUAAAAGCUCUGCGCCCUGCGCCAUGGCUUCAUCCAGCUCCCGGUGCGUCCCCGGCCAGUGUAAACGGCUUUAAUGUGCAACAAAAGGCGUGUAAAAUGACCGUCCGUGUUUGAGGAAUACGGCUUAGGUGCAGGAGUUUGCUCAGAUUUGAGGAUGCGCUCGAAGCGCGGAUUUUGCGCGUUUGGUUUGGCCUUUUUACCCGCAGCUGUUCUUCUGAACCUUGUUGAGUUUGCAGAAACUAAUGUACUGAAUGAAAGUACAGGUAGCUCUCACGAGGGGCAUGUCCGGUACGAGAUUGUUCAUCCACAGAGAGUGGAUUCAGAUGGAGGUUUUAUCUCAAACCUCGUGUCUUACCGUAUGAGUCGACUUCGCCGGAGGCAGACGGUGGACAACGUUGAAAGCCUGCCCAAUGUUUUCUACCAUUUACAAUACAAUGGCGAGGACUUGCUUUUCAACCUCACCCUGAACCCAUAUCUUCUAGCUCCUGGUUUUCUCACAGAACGGCGCACAGGUGGCCUUCGGGGCUCCACGUUACAUUCUCCCGGCAAUUCUCUGUGCUACUUCCUUGGCGAGGUUUGGAGUGAGUCAGCUGCCAAAGGUCAAGCAGCUGUGAGCACCUGCGAUGGCUUGACAGGGCUGUUUAAACUCUCCGAGGAGGAAUUCUUCAUCAGGCCGCUGGAGCAGACCCACAGAUCAGAAGAGCCACAGGCUCAUGUCGUCUACAAGCGACAUACUAAUGAGCACAACAGCCAGAGGGUUCAGCCAUUAUUUGAAGGAAAAACAUCCAACGGGACCUGUGGAGUCAAAGCAGAUGUUCAUGGAAGAGAGAGACAAGUCGUGAGACAGCGAGAGCGCUGGGAGAAACGCCAUCAUCGGAGGAGACAGCGCUCCAUCAGCAGGGAGAAAUGGGUGGAAACUCUUGUGGUUGCCGACCCAAAAAUGGUGGAGUACUACGGCAAGGAUGGAGUGGAGAGCUACGUUCUAGCUGUCAUGAACAUUGUUGCAGGGCUGUUUCGGGAUCCGAGCAUUGGAAAUGCUAUCAAUAUUGUGAUUGUGCGUCUCAUUCUGCUAGAACAAGAUGAGGGAGACUUGAAAAUAACUCACCAUGCAGACAACAGCCUCAGCAGCUUCUGCAAAUGGCAAAAGCACUUGAAUAUAAAGGGAGAUGAACAUCCAGUCCAUCAUGAUGUGGCUGUUCUACUUACAAGGAAAGACAUUUGCGCUUCCACCAACAAACCAUGUGAGACGCUGGGGCUCUCCCAUGUGGCGGGAAUGUGUCAGCCUCAUCGCAGCUGCAGUAUCAAUGAGGAUACUGGUCUGCCGCUGGCCUUCACCAUAGCGCAUGAGCUGGGACAUAACUUUGGGAUUGAACACGAUGGCAACAGCAAUGACUGUGAGCCGAUUGGGAAAAGGCCAUUUGUCAUGUCUCCCCAGCUCCUGUAUGGAACAUCUUCACCCAACUGGUCACGGUGCAGCCGCCAGUACAUCACGCGCUUUCUGGAUCGAGGUUGGGGCUGGUGUCUGGAUGACCCUCCUGGGAGAAACGAGCUGGACGCGCAGUCUGUGCUACCUGGCGUUCUGUACAGCGCCGCCCACCAAUGCCGCCUCCAGUAUGGCUCCGGCUCGCUGCUUUGUGAUGACAUGGACAACGUCUGCAGCACUCUGUGGUGCACCGUGGCCUCCACAUGUCACUCAAAACUGGAUGGAGCAGUUGAUGGCACCAAGUGUGGUGAAGACAAAUGGUGUUUAAAUGGCCAGUGUGUGUCAGCUGGAUAUCAGCUGGAGAAAGUGAACGGUGGAUGGGGGCCGUGGAGCGAGUGGUCGUCCUGCUCCAGGACGUGUGGUGGAGGAGUGCAGAACUCGCACAGAGACUGUGUUAGUCCCAUCCCAAAGAAUGGAGGGAGAUACUGCCUCGGGGAGCGCCGCAGAUACAAGAUCUGUAACCAUGCGGCAUGCACUCGAGGCCAACCCAGCUUCAGAUCUAUCCAGUGCAGCAAGUUCAACAGCAUCCCUUAUAAGGGCAAAUUCUACCAAUGGAUCCAGGUCAAUAACCGAAUAAAUCCAUGUGAACUGCACUGCCGCCCAGUGAACGAGUAUUUCUCAGAUAAGAUGGUGGACGCAGUAAUUGACGGAACCCGGUGCUUGGAGGGUAGCCAGAGCCGAGACAUGUGCAUUAACGGAAUCUGUAAGAGUAUCGGCUGUGAUUAUGAAAUCGACUCCAACGCAGUUGAGGAUCAUUGUGGAGUUUGUCAAGGCAACGGGUCCACUUGUGAAACCGUGAAGAAGACCUUUGAGGAGAGCGAAGGCCUGGGCUACGUAGACAUUGGCUUAAUUCCAGAAGGAGCACGGGACAUUCGCAUCGAGGAGGUAGCCGAAUCUGGGAACUUUCUGGCUUUACGCAGCAACAACCCAGAAAAGUAUUUCCUAAAUGGUGAUUGGACAAUCCAAUGGACUGGAGAAUACAAAGCAGCAGGGACGGUGUUCGUGUACGAGAGAACGGGACAGCUGGAGAACCUGACUUCCCCUGGACCAACUAUGGAACCUGUGUGGAUUCAGCUGCUCUUUCAGGAGACUAAUCCGGGCGUGAGGUACCAGUACACCAUCAGCAGAGACGUGCUGAACGAGUCCAACAACAGAAGCGCUGUCUCUGAUUUCCAGUGGAAACAUGGAGCAUGGAUGGAGUGCAGCGCCACAUGUGGAACAGGUGUCAAGAGACAGGUUAUGCAUUGUGUCGAGCGCAUGUUUGGAAUUGUGCCGGAAUAUUACUGUGACCCGUCCACUCGACCUGACGACAAUCAAGUAAGCUGCAAUGCUGGAUUAUGUCUGGCCACAUGGUGGGUUGGAGAAUGGCAGAAGUGUUCAACCAGCUGUGGGGGAUCAGGCUUGACUAAGAGAACACUGGUGUGUAUUAGGAGUUUGGGGAUGGAAAAACACGAAGCCCUUCUUCCGUCCGAAUGCCAGCACUUACCUAGGCCUGAGUCGAUCUCCCACUGUAACACAAACAUUUCCUGUCCUGCUCACUGGACUACAGGAAACUGGUCAGAGUGCUCUGUGAGCUGCUCAAGUGGCAUGCAGACCCGUGAGGUGUCGUGCAGCUGGGACCCCAUGGCCGACUGUGAUCCUCAAGCAAAGCCUGCUUCUGUCAAGCCAUGCAACAUUCAAGACUGCCCAACAAACCCGGACAGUAUUGACUGGUCAGGAAGUGGCUCAUCAAGCAGAGAAGUUUUCAAUGAGAUAAACACAAUACUUGAAGAUAACCAUUUACCAAAAUCAGCCAAGGGAACAAUCAGAGUUCAGUCACGAGAAGACAAUCUCAACAGCAUAAACGCGGGCGACUUUUUGUAUCACAAUCAAAUUGAUAUGGACAAGUCAUUCAAAACCAACGUUCUGGUUGAUGACUUUUACUAUGAUUAUAACUUCAUAAAGUUUCACGAAGAUCUCUCAUAUGAUUUUGACAAUGAAGGAAAUGGUGCAUCUGAUUACUCAGGAAUUCAUUUGAAGCAGGAACCAAAACCCAGUCUUAACACAGUUUACAACGAAGAAGCAAAAGCUUCUACAACUACCUCAUUUGCAAGCCAUAUUAUGGUCUCUCCAACUAUCUCCACCACAGAGAGUCCUCGUUUUGACCAAACGGAUGAGAGCGUCUCCGAAGAUGAUGUCCUCCUUUCAGAGGACUACUUCCUACCUGUUGUUACAACAGCCAAGCCACGAUCUACUAUCACCAGAUUCCCUCAAAAACAGAAGGGUUUAAACUUCCCAACUCAGAACUUUGACACUAUAUGGAGCCUGUUACAAACGGAUGAGGUACCAUCUGAGGGAACACCAACAUCAGAGAUUCAGACAGACAAUAAUGUAUCCGAAAUGCCUGGAGUUCAAAAAGACAAUAAGGGCAUGGCUAAAAGUAAUGAAAAGGGUGAGGAGAUACUUCGUCAAAGGGGUGCAAACCAACAAGAAGUGUUAACACAGCAAGAUCUUUAUACUAAUGAGGAUACAUAUAAGUGGAAUAUGGAUCAAACUGUUUUAACACAUAGUGCAACUGCAGAACCAUUGACCAUCAAACCGAAUGUUGGUGUUGGUACAAAGGUUGAAAGGACGAUCACGACUUCAACCCCUUUGCCUGCUCGGACAGAGACCGGUUACAAUGAGUUUAUUGUUUCUUCAUUGCCUUGGUUCAACGAAUACACUUCUUCUGUGCCCUCAGCACAUCCAUCUCAGGGUCCUAACGGUCAGCCUCGAGCUACCACCGAGCCUGUUUUGGUCUCCUUGGUGCCAUCUGCCUCGAAUGCCUUCUGGAUUACCAGCAACUGGAGCUCUUGUUCCACCAGCUGUGGGCUUGGCGCCAUUUGGAGGUCGGUGCACUGCAGCACAGGGAAUGACUCUGACUGUGAUAUGGCGAAGAGACCAUUACCGGCAAGACGCUGCCACCUCAGGCCAUGUGCCAUAUGGAAGGCAGGAGAGUGGAGCAAGUGCUCGAAGAACUGUGGAGGAGGCCUGAAGGUGCGAGAGAUCCAGUGUUAUAACAUGCGGGAUCAGAGGCCACUGAGGCCUUUCCACUGCCAGGCCACUUCUCUCAGACCUGUCACCCACCUGUCAUGCAACAUCCAGCUGUGUUUGGACUGGUACACUUCCUUAUGGGGACAGUGUUCGGAGCAGUGCGGUGGAGGAGAGCAGCAAAGGAUGGUCACGUGUCCUGAAGAAGGGAUGUGUGAUGAGGCACAGAAGCCCAUCUCAAUUCAGCAAUGCAACUCUCAGCCCUGUGCCCAAUGGGUCACCGGAUCCUGGGGUCAGUGCUCGGUGUCCUGCGGUGGAGGUGUACAGCACCGUCUCGUCAAGUGCGUGAGCGCAAAGGCAGAGCAGGAAAAGGAAGCUGAGAAGGACAAGAAGGCCCAGUGUGAUCACGAGCGCUGGCCAGAGAACACGCGACAGUGUAACCUUCACGAUUGUGAUAGCACCACUUCUGGUCAGGAGUGUUUACGCGACCGUCUGACCUUCCACUUCUGCCAGAAGCUCCAGUGGCUCGGCCAAUGUCAGCAACCUGCGGUUCGAACGCAGUGCUGCAAAACCUGUGGGCCGGGAGGACGUGGUAAUGAGCGAGCCACCCGCCGCUGAGACAGGAGGAGGAUCUGGGAGAACUUUUUGACUUAUUUUUUUUAACGCUCACUCACAUACACCAAAUCUAGGACAAGCCUUAACUAAAGCUUUUUGUCUCCAUCGACCUGCAGGAUUCUGUCGAGGAACCCGAAGGCUUUAUCCGUUAUUACAUCGUAGUUAUCGUAACUUAGCCUGUGUUCUUAGCAUCGAUGAAGCACCUCAGAUGAAUAUCACAGUGUUUUGAAGAUUAUAACAAUAGUAUUCAAUAAUAUUGAGUGACUAAUUCUAGAUGUUAAAAAAUUCCAUUCUGAGGAGUGGAAUGAAAACCUUCACAGACAUCGAGGAUUUCGCAUAUCGCUAUGUAAGAUGAGAUAAGAUGAGAUAAGAUGAGAUAAGAUGAGAAAUUCAAGAAGAGAAUAAGGAUAAGAAGGAUAAAAGCUUAUAAGUCAAGCUCCAAAAUCAUCAUCUAUCCUAUAACAAUAAUUAAAAAAAAAAUUUCAAUUUUUUUUAAUUAUUUCAUCUUUAUUAUCAGGUGGUA